AUGACCCGGUUAGAAGAUCAUUAUCGGCGUUCCCCUCGCCUGGCGCCAAUUAUGCACGCCGUCGACGCCUGUUCAGAGACUGGCGAGGAGUUAUACCCAACCGAUGACGACCUCUGUGCCGUUCCGGUUCCAUCUUCAACCUCACUUGAAACUAUCAAGUUUGCUUCACGAGAAGUGCCAUUUUUCCCGCUUCUGACAAAUGCAAGGAGCCUAAUAUUCCCAAACAGGUUGUUUAAGUUGUGGUAGAAUGGGAGAGAAAAGAAGAAAAUUUGAACAAGCAGCAUCUUUGCUAUCUUAAAGUUCGAAUUGAAAAUGAGUUUUCUGAAAUUUCGAAGAUCACAGAUAUUUCUUAUCCAGAUCUCCCACAAAAAUCGCAAGUAUUAGGAAAAAAGAACACGAGGAAGUUUCGCGCAUAAUGGAUGUGGCGACACGAUUCGUCUAAAGCCCGCAAUUGUCGGCAAAAGAUAGUUGGCUGAGCCGCAGACAAGCCGAAAAGUGCCAGUUGCGUCAUCGACCUUCGUCCAAACUUUUCAGUUCAAAGUAUAAAAAUCAAUCUUCGAAAAAUAAGAAAUCGGUACGCCUAUAUUAAUACCGCUAGUUUAAGGUUAUCGCAAGCUUCCAUCAGAAAAAAAAAACAUUUAGAACUUAUUGUUUUCCGCCUGUAUUAGAUAAAAAAUUUUUAUGGGAAUGAAAUAAAAACUAUCUGAAAUUUCUCAUGCAGAAAUAAAGAAAAAUUUGAAUCUGAGUUCACAAAGCAUUCUUAGAAAAGGAAGAAAAUGAAGACCAGCAUGAAGGCCGAAUUUCAAAGGCUCAAAAAUUGAAGUGGUGUAUAAAUUACGGCAAGUUGUAAGAGGCACUUGAAGGUCGGCGCCGUCGGGAAAAAACGGCCGAACAUCCGUCAAAGUCGAGGGGUUUGGGGUGUCCAAUACAAGGAUACAAGGAGCCACAAAAGCUUUUCAACGAGUUUCACAGAGAAGACGUUGCAAUGAAUAACUAAUUGUUCGAAAAAAAGGGCAAAAGCGUAUUAUAUGUUCUCUAUCAUUAUUAUUUUUUGUCCAAUCAAAACUAUGAAUUAAAGUUGUGUGUGUAUUUUUUGAAUAUCUGGUCCUGAUCGUCCAAGAGCUACUCAGAAAAGAAAAGGAAAUUACUUGUUAAGCUCUUUCAAUGAAACAACUUUUUUUUAGAAGGAACUCAUGUUUUCUGUCAAUUUAUUACUAUGAAAACACAAUUAUUUCGCUAGAGUCGACAAAAACUUUGAACUUAAUAGAAGUUAUUUUUAACUAAUUAAACUGGGAGGAAAAUUAUUGACCGAAGGCUGAAAUGAGAGUCUAUUUCAGACAGCCGUUGUAGAAAUGGAGACUUUUUUUUUCAAUUGCAGUAUUUUGGACAAUGCUUAAGAAGGACAAAGAGAGUAGCUAAACUAACAGACAAGGUGCGAGUACGGUCAAGUAGCGGAUCAAAGAGGGUGACGGGUGAUCGAUAUUUGCAUGCGAGGAGAAGCACUAAGAGAAAUAAAGAACCGAGCUGUCGUUAGACGUCGAACGCCCCCCGCAAGAGACCGUCGGCGCAGAAGGCGGAGCUCAAAUGGACCUCGUAGAGGCGGCGCCUUUUUUUGAAGAUAGCUGA
Molecule: messenger RNA, 1626 nt
Organism: Caenorhabditis auriculariae
Lineage: Eukaryota; Metazoa; Nematoda; Chromadorea; Rhabditida; Rhabditidae
Source: the annotation of a GenBank genome assembly